Messenger RNA from Eptesicus fuscus (big brown bat), 3217 nucleotides. RefSeq names its product CUE domain containing 1 (gene CUEDC1). Gene Ontology annotation, molecular function: ubiquitin binding. The transcript has 11 exons. NCBI's taxonomy places the organism in Eukaryota, Metazoa, Chordata, Mammalia, Chiroptera, Vespertilionidae. The record is from RefSeq and is a predicted model, not a curated record. Bases 353 to 1570 code for a protein of 405 amino acids.
GCCCCACCGGCCCGCGGGGCGCGGACGCGCGUGGCGGCUGCUCGGUGGGACCAUCCGUGGAGCUGGCCCGAGGAUGCUCUGGGGGCGUGGAUGACCAGCCGUCGAGCCUCCCAGGGCCCAGGCCCGGAUGCCGCCGCCCCACGAAGACCACUCCCAGAGGGCCACCGGUGGCUCCGUGCCCUAGUUUCCUGACCCGGAGACCCCGCCCGUCCGGUCCCCACCUGGUCGCCCAGCGGCCGGGCGCGGCGCGGGAGUAGCUUCCCGAGCCCGCCAAGCGCGCGAGACGGCGCAGGGAUCCGGGGAAAAGGGCUUGGCGCCGGCGGGCAGCACCUUCGCCCAAAGGCUCGGCAAAAUGACCAGCCUGUUCCGCCGGAGCAGCAGUGGCGGCGGCGGUGGCGGCGGUGGUGGCGGUGGCGGUGGCGGUGGCGGUGGUGGUGGCGGUGGUGGUGGCAGCGGCGGCUCCGCCGGGGCGCGCGGGGCCGGGGGCAGCGCCACGCCCACCUCCCAGGAGCUCAACAACAGCCGGCCCGCCCGCCAGGUGCGCCGCCUGGAGUUCAACCAGGCCAUGGACGACUUCAAGACCAUGUUCCCCAACAUGGAUUACGAUAUCAUCGAGUGCGUGCUGCGCGCCAACAGCGGCGCCGUGGACGCCACCAUCGACCAGCUGCUGCAGAUGAACCUGGAGGGGGGUGGCGGCGGCGUCUAUGAAGACAGCUCGGACUCGGAGGACAGCAUUCCCCCGGAGAUCUUGGAAAGGACUUUGGAACCUGACAGCUCCGAUGAAGAGCCCCCGCCGGUGUACUCCCCACCAGCUUACCACAUGCACAUGUUCGACAGGCCUUACCUUCCGGCUCCGCCCACCCCACCUCCCCGCAUCGAUGUGCUGGACUCCGCACCCCCUUCCAGCCAGAGGCGCUAUCGGAACUGGAACCCGCCACUGCUGGGCAACCUCCCCGAUGACUUUCUGCGCAUCCUGCCCCAGCAGCUGGACAGCGUGCAGGGCAACCCCAGGGGCUCCAAGCCCAUGAACAGAGAGGGAGGCCUGCCCCCCGUGGCCGGGCCCGGGACCCGGGACCAGGAGAGCCGCUGGAAGCAGUACCUGGAGGACGAGAGGAUCGCGCUCUUCCUGCAGAACGAGGAGUUCAUGAAGGAGCUGCAGCGCAACAGAGACUUCCUGCUGGCCCUGGAGAGAGAUCGAUUGAAAUACGAGUCCCAGAAAUCCAAGUCCAGCAGCGUGGCUGUGGGAAAUGACCUUGGCUUUCCCUCUCCUGCCCCAGGAACCAAUGACGCCAACCACGCUGUGUCUGAAGAUGCCUUAUUCAGGGACAAGUUGAAACACAUGGGCAAAUCCACCCGGAGGAAGCUGUUUGAACUGGCCAGGGCCUUCUCGGAGAAGACCAAGAUGCGGAAGUCAAAGAGGAAACACUUGUUGAAGCAUCAGUCGCUGGGGGCUGCUGCGUCAACAGCCAAUCUCCUGGACGACGUGGAGGGCCACACCUGUGAUGAAGACUUCCGGGGCAGGCGGCAGGAGGUGCCCAAGGCGGAGGAAGCCCUCAGGGAAGGACGGUAAGAGCUUCUGCCCAGAACCAUCUCUCCAGGAACCAGUGGUGAAGGACCCCGGGGCUUCACCGGAAAAGACUUCUCCCAUGCCUUCUCCUUACCAGAUGACAGCAGUUCCUCCUCGCUGGAGAUGACCUGACCCGGCGGAGGCAGCCGGAGAGCACUACCGGCCCCCAGUUGAAGAGCCUAGCUGCAGCCGGACAGAUGGACAGAUGGACAGAUGGUGCUUGAGUACCAAGGCCCAGCGAUUCUCCAGCCACAGUCCAGCCGAGCCACUGCCACUUUCAAUGGGACUUAGAACUUCGGAGUUGCAUGCUGUGAUUGGAGGAAGGACCUGGAAGAGGGGGAGGGGGGAGGGCGGUGAUUGGCCAACCAGGGCCCCUUUUGUAGCCAGGCUGUUCUAUGGGCAAUGAGUGGGAAAUGCAGGAUCCAACCCCCUUCUUAAAAAACACACACACAAAAACAAAACAAAACAAAAACACCCAGAAACAGGCAAAGGUUGGAGUGCCACAAAGGGCAGGAUGACCCUACCAGAGGCUCUUGGGCCUGAUGGUGGAGCCCCUGCUUCCCAGCCUUUCCCAUCAUCCCUGCUGGGCCACAGACACUGCCUGACCCCCUACCCUAUCCCCUGCUCCCUCUGGGCACUUGAGCCCUUUAUUCCCACUGUCUUCUAUGGCACAGCCCCUGCACAGAGCGCCAGGAGGGAGAGCCCUGGGCAGUCACGGGGCCCCCUCUGAGGAGUGAUGGGCCACGAAAGAGAGGCAUCUGCUGACUACCCUGCCUGGGCCCCGCAGGCUGCCUCCGUUAGGGGCUGGCACGACCCCCAGCAGGGAUGGGGAGGGUGGCCGCCCCGGAGCUGGAGGACUCUGGUUAGGCAGGAAUGGUGCGGGGCCAGGGGAAGAGGCUGUCAGCCCGGGUGGGAGCGCCUGGGGCAGAAGGGCUUGCUGGGUGCCCCUUGCCAAGAGCCCAAGAUCCAGGUGAAUGACCCCAGGAGGAAAAGGAGAACUCGGGUUCUGCGAACCUUACCCGGCUCUACCACUGCCAAUGGGAGGGAGACCGCCGGUCUCCGGCCCCACGGUCGGCAUGAGAACGUGCUGACCUCUCCCGGGAGACGCAAUCCUGGGCAGCCCGAGGUUGGAGUCACCUUCUCUCCCCACCCCACCCCGGAGAGUGGAAGCAGCCCAGCCGCGCGGGGGCUGGGAGUGCGAGCCAAGCUUUUGUGGGCCGGGUGGCCUCAAGUCACCCCCCCAGAUGGUGAGGGCGGGGCGGGCGCUCAGGACCGCAGGCGGAGGCGACCCGCAGUCGCACCUCUUUCCUUCCGCGUCCCGAGGUGCGGGAGGGGCCGGGGCGCCACCGCGGCUGCACGUGACCACGUUUGGAAGUGCGGGGCCCACCCUCCGCCGGCCAGACGAGGCCCCCCGGGCCCCGUAGCCCGAGCUCCAGCCGGAUCUGACCCCGAGGGGCUGCGGAGGGCCCCCGGGCUGCGGGCCUGGCCACGCUCUGCGCUAGCGCCCUGCGCACCGCGGGGAAGCUCCAGCCCCACGUCUGUGUGUUGCUUUAUUAGUGUUUUGGUUUUUCUUUUUUUUCCUACGUGUGGGUUUUCUCGUGGGGCUGUUUCUUAGGAAUUCCUGUAAUAAAGACUUGGUGUUCUCUUGGU